Castor canadensis (American beaver) is the source of this 402-nucleotide messenger RNA. It is a transcript of the gene Il4, whose product is annotated as interleukin 4. Gene Ontology annotation, molecular function: interleukin-4 receptor binding; growth factor activity. The record is from RefSeq and is a predicted model, not a curated record. NCBI's taxonomy places the organism in Eukaryota, Metazoa, Chordata, Mammalia, Rodentia, Castoridae. Gene Ontology annotation, cellular component: extracellular region. Gene Ontology annotation, biological process: immune response; interleukin-4-mediated signaling pathway; regulation of immune response.
AUGGGUCUCACCCCCCAGCUGACUGCUGCUCUGUUCUGCCUACUAGCAUGUACUGGCAAUCUUGUCCACGGAUGCAACCGUUCCUUAACAGAGAUCAUCCAAACUUUGAAUACACUCUCAGAGAAAAAAAACACAACAGAGAAGGAACUCCUGUGCAGGGCUACAGCUGUACUUCGGCAGAUGUAUAACCCCCAGAGCAAGGUGACUCAGUGCUUGACUGGGCACAAGGACCGGGAUGUCCUCUCUCGCCUGAAACAACUCUACAGGAUCUUACACAGCAUGGUUCAAUCGAAAAACUGUCCUGUGAAUGAAUCCAUGCAGACCACUCUGAAAAACUUCUUGGAAAGCCUAAAAAGGAUCAUGCAGAAGAAAUAUUCACAGUGUGGAAGCUUAUUGUCUUAA